AUGGGCCUCUUCUCCAGAAAAGACAAGUCCACACGGGGCGUCACAUCCAAACCGUCCCUCACAACCGUGCAGUCACAGGUCAGCCUCGACUCAGGAAGCUCCAGCAUCAAAUCACCAGCAGGCACCUUCAGCUCUCGAGCAAUGAAUCGCAGCUCCGCAGGCACGAAUAACACCUCGGCACCAAACACGCCGCUCUCUCCAUUCUCCCCACAGGUCCCCAAGAUCGACCUGCCAAAGCCCCCGGACCCGGAGAUCGACCCUGCUGGGUACCUCAGGGACCUGGCUGCCGUCAGGGACAGAUGCAGGGUCAUCACCACCAAGGCAGUCAAGAAUGAGCUGAGACAUUUCGAUGUGGACAUGCGCAAGUUCCCCGAGGUGGUGAGCUUUGUCGCAAGCAUUAUCAGGAGAGACUACGACGCCCCAUUUACCUCUAUACCCGCACAUGGCAGACACCAGCACUUUUGCGUGGGCGGCCGAGAUAGGAUCGCCCACCUUUUGUCGACUUGGGAGAACUUGGAUAGCACUGAGAAAUGCCGUCGUCUGAUCGACCUGUUCCUGGUCAGCGUUCUACUGGAUGCUGGCGCAGGGACGCAGUGGAGCUAUAAGAGCACCGAAAAUGGUCGAAUCUACAGAAGAUCUGAGGGCAUUGCAGUCGCCAGCCUGGAGAUGUUCAAGACUGGCAUGUUCUCCAGUGACAAGACAAACAAGUACCAAGUUGACAAGGACGGACUGCGCAACCUCAGUCUUGAACAAAUGGCCAAGGGCCUGCAGUCAAAACCCGGCAACGAGAUGGCAGGUCUUGAGGGGCGAACCGAGCUCCUGAUCAGGCUCGCAGACGCAUUGGACUCCAACAAGGAGUUCUUUGGUGAGAAUGGACGUCCGGGCAAUAUGCUUGACUACCUACUUUCUCACCCAUCGACACAAGCCUCGUCAAUGCCCAUCGUGCCGCUACCGACGCUCUGGAACGUCCUCAUGUCAGGAUUAGCGCCCAUCUGGCCCCAGUCGCGCACGGCCAUCAAUGGCAUCUCACUAGGCGACGCCUGGCCAUGCUCCACGAUGCCCCAGCCAGCACAAGCUACAUCGCCCUCAAGCACCGGCCCCAGCUUCAGCCCGUUCCCCAAUACCUCUAGCCGGUCUGGAUCUGCAGCAGCCUGGGAGUCCAUCCUGCCGUUCCAUAAGCUGACGCAGUGGCUCACCUACUCCCUGAUGCAGCCCAUGCAACAGCUGAUGAAAAUACACUUUGCCGGCCAGGAGCUCCUGACUGGUCUUCCCGAGUACCGGAACGGUGGGCUGUUCGUCGACCUGGGCGUGUUGACGCUCAAGCCCGAGGACAUGGAGAGGGGCUUGCAGCAUUACAAGGAGUACUGCUCUAGGACCGGCGACCCCGGAAUCGAGGUCGCCCCCAUGUUCGAACCUAGUGACGACCUCGUGGUGGAGUGGCGCGGCGUCACUGUUGGCCUCCUGGACCGUUUGGCUGCGGAUGUCAACCAUACGCUGAAGACCGAGCUGGCUGGAAACGAGCUGUCAUUACCCCAAGUGUUGGAGGCUGGAAGCUGGAAGGGUGGUCGUGAGAUUGCCGAGAUCAACCGGCCAAACACCAAGGAGCCACCAAUCCUUAUCGACAGCGACGGCACGGUGUUCUAG
Messenger RNA from Diaporthe amygdali, 1644 nucleotides. RefSeq names its product urg3. The transcript has 5 exons. The record is from RefSeq and is a predicted model, not a curated record. Lineage: Eukaryota; Fungi; Ascomycota; Sordariomycetes; Diaporthales; Diaporthaceae. The coding region runs from base 1 to 1644 and encodes 547 amino acids.